GGGUUACGUCACCUCCAGUUGUGCUGCCUUCAAAUGCUCCUCGUAACCCCCCAUUUGUUGUCAAAAAGCCAGUGGCUAAAAUGUCCUGUUGGUUGGGAUGUAUUUGUAACUGCACAGGCAUCGUGUUAAAUGUAAAUGAUGAUUUUGUGUUUAACGUAGCUUGUAUUAUGUAGCAUUAUAGGAGGACAAACUUGUAUUUACCAAGUAUUUAUGGGAUCAAACGUCAACGCAGCGGACAGUUAAUUCAGUCAGCGAAUAUGGAAAGCCAUUUGAGCAUUUCGAGAUCAGCUGAAAGGUCCAUGUACUAGUACAUUCUUUGUCCUCACGAGUCAAGACAAUUCGGCGCACUAGAGGAACACCUUGGGUGCAGUAGUAGAAUGUGUUUUACUAGUAACGUUUUUCCACUACUGUAUGAGGCCUCGCUAGCAGAUCUGCAUGUAAGAGUAAUUUGUUUCAUGACCACGCUUGUAACUCAAAACACUUGUAUCUCAAAUAAUUUCCUAUUGAAAUGAAAACUAUCAAUAAUUUUUCAUGAUGUUUUUACUAAAAACAACAGUACUAUUAUGCUUUAUGAAAACAAUGGCACAAACAGUUUUUGCCACAUUUUUGCUUUAAUGAACAUUGUGCCGCUCCUUGUGUGCAGGCCUUGGCCACCUGUGGGCAGAAUAAUAGAAAUACAGAUAUGUUGUACAUGGAGGCGGUCUGAGCUCCUAAAUGAAGAUUAUAACAGCUUGACACAGAUGCUAUUUGUUAGGCCGUCAAAGGCGUUUCCAAUUCUGUGUUCGUAUUAAGUUUGAGUUGAGUUGACUUGACACCAUACAGGGCUCGUAUUGUAUAUUUUUACUUCCAAGUCAAAGGAAAAACAAACAAAAAAAAAAGCUGCAAAAAGCCUCGAAUCUUGAAAAACUUGUGUUGUGUCACUCGUAUCUCAAGGCACCACUAUAGUCCAGGUUGUCACUAGUAACACAGUCAUGUAAAAAAAUUAUUAGACCACCAUUGUUUCUUCAAUUUCUUGUACAAUUGAAUGUCUGAUACCACUUAAGGUAUAUUACCUGAAAAAUACAAUGAACAUGAGAAAAAUGCAGUUGAUUCCACAAUACUUUGUCCUAUUUGACAUGCUUAAUUAUAUUCCCAGUGAUUUUGGUUACUAUGAAGAAAACCAUGGAAAGUGGCUCGAUAUCAGCUCUCAAAUUGAACGGUUAUGAGCUAUAUUUGUUGUCAUCAUUAUAUUUGUGCAAACAAAUGUACCUCUGUACCAGGCAUUAAAAAUUAACAAGAAACCGAAGAAACAAGGGUGGUCUACUAGUUGCUCAGAAAUAUCACACAGUAGUCAAAAAAAUAAAAAAAUCGUUACUUUGCUACUAGAGCGAGGAAUACUUUACAAGGGGAACAAAGAGUGUACUAGUACAUACUGAUAAUGAAUUAUUGGUACGUAUUUUGAAAUGUAACGACGUUUUCCACACGUAGGCCUUCGUUUGUCGUAUUCCCGAGUUCCCUUGAAGGCGUCAGCAGCCCAGUGCAGAGCGGACGUGCAUGAUGCUCAUCAAAGGCGGAUGGUAGCAACACAAGCACCUCGAUUGUUCUCUUCUACUACUCGAACCUCGAUGACCGCAGUCGGCCCGCUCGUGUCAACUUACUGACCAGUUUUCCUCCAUCAUAGCGGCGCUCUUUAAUUUGUCUCAAAGGCUUUCACGCCCUCGGGGAGGGUUCACGUCACCACGUUUUGUGUGUGUGUGUGUGUGUGUGUGUGUAAUUGUCACUUCCGGGGGGAGCCGCCGCCGCCGCCGCUGCUGCUGGGUUGAAUUAGCCGUUUACCGGUGAGCAAGCUGGGCUGCCUCGAUGCUCCGUGCGGGCAGGAUGGAGGAGUUUGUCACGGAGGAAGAGGAGCCAUGGUACGACCAGCGCGACUUGGAGCAAGACUUACACUUGGCAGCGGAGCUCGGCAAAACCCUGCUGGAACGUAACAAGGAGCUGGAGGAUUCCCUUCAGCAGAUGUACAUCAACAAUGAGGAGCAAGUGCAUGAGAUAGAGUACCUCUCCAAGCAGCUGGAGAUGUUACGAGAGAUGAACGAGCAGCAUGCAAAGGUUUACGAGCAGCUGGAUGUGACUGCCAGAGAGUUGGAGAUCACCAAUGAGAAGCUGGUGCUGGAGAGCAAGGCCUCGCAGCAGAAAAUAGACAGGUUGACUGGCACCAUGGAGACCUUACAGGGUCAGGUAGACAGUCUGACAGCUCGGGUGGAGGAGCUGCGAACUUUGGAGGAGUUGCGGGUCAUCCGAGAGAAGAAGGAGCGUCGCAAGACGGUCCACUCGUUUCCCUGCCUCAAAGAACUCUGCACUGCACCAAGGUAUGAGGACGGUUUCCUGUUGGCCAACCCUGGCAGCGUGGACCUCGCCGAGAGGCAGCCGGCCGAGAAGGAGAAUGAGCGCCUGAGGGACAUCGUGACGUCGCUGCGUUCGGCGCUGGUGGCAGAGCGCUCCAAGAGGGAGGGCGCCGAGCGGGAGUGUGCCGGCGUGCUGCAUGAGUUCGACCGUCUAGAGCAGCGUCUGCUCGGAGCCGAGGGCUGCCAGCUGCGAGUUCGGGAGCUGGAGGCGGAGCUCCAAGAGAUGCAGCUGCUGAGGAAGUCCAGGGCGUGUCUGAUGGAGGAGGGCAUCGAGACUUUGCUCGGUAACGGCCCCGAGACGGACACCCCGGAUGAAGCCGCCGUCGUGGACGCGGGAGGAGAAGUUGGUGCCGGUGAGCAGGGAGGCCCUGUGAGGAAAAGCUGCAGCGACACGGCCCUGAACGUCAUCACGGUCCGUGACCCCCCGGGUAGACGCCAGGCGGGGCGCAAACGAGGCAUGUCCAUCCUAAGUGAGGUGGACGAGCAGUACCACGCCCUGCUGGAGAAGUACGAGGAGCUCCUGGGAAAGUGCCGGCGCGACGAAGAGAGCCUGUGCCACGCCGAGGUCCAGACGUCACGCCCCGUGUCCAGGGACCCCUCCUUGAAGGAAUACAGCAUGGCCUCUUUGGGGGCGGCGGCCGCGGUGGUCGGCUCCCCUCCCACUCCCCCCCAGACCCCGUCCACGCCAGAGGCCCUGGAGGGCAUCAGCAGGCACGUGGAGCAAGUGGACAAACGUCUGAGCCAGAACACGCCCGAGUACAAAGCGCUCUUCAAGGAGAUCUUCUCCCGCUUGCAGAAGACCAAGAGCGACGUGAGCGCCACCAAGGGCAGAAAAAGUGGCAAAUGAGCCGUUUUGUGCAGUUAAACAUCCAUUUUCUAGUGUGCCUAACCUGACAAGGGUCACACGUGAGCUGGGGCCUGUCCCAGCUGACUUUGGGCGAGAGGCAGGUAGACAAUUUCGAGUCCUUGAUGAACCCAACAUGCAUGUUUUUGGAAUGUGUGAGUAAACUGGAGAAAACCUAUACGCAAGCACUGCCUCUUGCCUGCUGACAGUUGGGAUAGACUCCAGUUCACCCACGACCCCGAUGAGGAUGAUCACUAUAAGAAAUGAAUGGAUGGAUGAUUAUUUAUAAGAUGCUUGAUUUUUCCGCAAUUCUACUAAGUGAUCGCCUCAAGAAAGUUCGUUACAGGAUAUUCCAAAUGCUUCUCAUUUAACUCGUUGUGCGACGUCAAGCAAAUGAAACAAAGCAGGUUCUAGGGAUGUGCUUAAUAUGAUUGACUGAUAUGUGCAAAAAUUUGUUUUUUCUGGUUGAGCUUUAUUAACGCACUCAUGACUUAAUGCCUCAAGCUGUGUGGUAACGAAAUAAGUUUCCCAGGCGUUGAGACAAGUUACUUAUUUUGUUAGAAAAAAAAUCCCAUGGAAUACCAACAAACUCCAUCAAGUAUAUAGACAGAAGUAACGAUCUCAUCUCACUUUACUCACAAAUGUGUAACUGAACAUGAAUGGCAGCAGGUGAUUACACAGGUUAGUUGUACCUUCUGCCAUCUUUUGAAAGAACAUUUAAUUGUUCUGCCUAACCCUAAACUUAACUAGCAUUGAUAAAUGAACAAAGAUACAUUUGUAGUAAAUAAGUCCUAAGACGAAUGAUGUGAAAUUGGAUAUUUUCCUGUGGCACGGGCUGCGAAUCACUGCUUCUCAUUGAACAUUCUGAAUUCUCUUGAAUAGGUGGAUUUAAAUCUGCCUUCUCCCUCAACUGUUUAAUGAGGCUAACUUUUCCCACAAUAACUGCCAAACUGUACUGCCUUUUUCUCCCUAGCAUGCAUUGCAAGACAAAUGUUUUUUGUUCACUUCACAACAUAGAUGAUCAAUUUACUGCUAAUUAAAAGAAAGAAAGCAUUUAACAAGUUUUUGUUUCCUUUGAUGAAAGAGGACACAUUCAAAUUCCAACAUUUUAAUGUCAUCACAGGAGAUCAUUAUACUGGGCAGCGUGUAGCAAACACUGAUUCAAACAUCACCCAAACACCACAGAGAUCUGAAUGAAGCUGCAGGCUCUGUCUCUGUAAGAAAAACAACAAUAUGGGACUGCUCAGCACCACGUAUGCUUGCUUGGUGGUAGUAGACCUCAGUGGUUAAGACACCACUUGGGAGUGUGUAUGCAUUGAGGAACUGCAGGCACAGUCAGGGACGGGAGUAAUAAACUGUAGGAGCGCAAAGUGAGGACAGGGAGCAUGUUUGCCUCCUCUAGACA
Phycodurus eques (leafy seadragon) is the source of this 4630-nucleotide messenger RNA. It is a transcript of the gene cdr2l, whose product is annotated as cerebellar degeneration-related protein 2-like. The transcript has 5 exons. The coding region runs from base 1840 to 3228 and encodes 462 amino acids. Lineage: Eukaryota; Metazoa; Chordata; Actinopteri; Syngnathiformes; Syngnathidae. The record is from RefSeq and is a predicted model, not a curated record.